GUCGCGGGCAGGGCCGGCCCCGGGGGAGGAGAAAGGGGCCGGGCCGCGCCCGCCGGGCCUAGGCCUGGCCCGAGUCGGGGUACCCGAGCCUGCAGCGAGCAGAGGCGGCGCGACCCGGCGCGCGGGACCCAACCAGAAGGUGGAGAGCCGAGCCGGAGCCAGGAUGGGCAGCCCAGUGCACCGUGUGUCUAUCGGGGAGUCCUGGAACAGGCGGGUGCACCCCGACAUGGAGAGCGAGAGGUCCGUGAGGCCGUUCGACGUGGAGCGGCUCACCAACCUCCUGGACGGUGGCGCCCAGAACACUGCGCUCCGCAGGGAGAUCGAGCGCAUGAUCCAGAGCGACCAGAAGUUUAACAUACAGGACAAUUAUUUCAAGACCCAGAAUGAGCGCUAUGAAGGGGCCGUGCAGAAGGCCUUCCAUGUCCUGAUGCUGGCACAGCGCCUGGGCUGGCAGGAAGAUGGUCUGGAAUUAAAAUACGCGUACAGAGCCCUUGCUGGAGACGUGGCCUUCAACAUCCACAAAGUGUUCCAGAAGUCGCUCAAGAGCCUGGGCUCAGAGGAACAGAUCGCCAAGUGGGGCCCAUUGUGCUCCCAGUUUCAGAUCAUCACCACAUACGCCCAGACGGAACUGGGCCACGGGACAAAUCUUCAGGGCCUGGAGACUGAAGCCACCUAUGAUGCAGCCACUCAGGAGUUCGUGUUGCAUAGUCCCACACUGACAGCCACCAAGUGGUGGCCUGGGGACCUGGGACGGUCCGCUACUCACGCCUUGGUGCAGGCCCAGCUCAUCUGCUCGGGAGCCCGGCAGGGCAUGCACGCCUUCAUCGUGCCCAUCCGGAGCCUCGAGGAUCACCGCCCGCUGCCGGGAGUCACCGUUGGAGACAUCGGGCCCAAGAUGGACUUUGAGCACACGGACAAUGGCUUCCUGCGGCUGGACCACGUGCGGAUCCCCCGGGAGAACAUGCUGAACCGCUUUGCACAGGUCCAGCCCGAUGGCACCUAUGUGAAGCUGGGGAUGCCGCAAAGCAACUACCUUUCCAUGGUGGUGUUACGCGUGGAGCUGCUGCUGGGCGAGAUCCUGCCCCUUCUGCAGAAGGCCUGCUGCAUCGCAGUCCGCUACUCCGUCAUCCGCCGCCAGUCCCGCCUCCGGCCCAGUGACCCAGAAGCCAAAGUCCUCGACUAUCAGACGCAGCAGCAGAAACUCUUCCCUCAGCUGGCCUUAUCCUAUGCAUUCCAUUUCCUGGCAAACAACCUCUUGGAAUUCUUCCAUCACUCCUACAGUGCCAUCCUGGACAGAGACUUCAGCCUCCUGCCCGAGCUCCAUGCGCUGAGCUCGGGGGUGAAGGCUUUCGUGUCAGAGUUCUGCACUCAGGGAACGGAGGCGUGCCGCCGGGCCUGCGGGGGUCACGGCUUCUCAAAGCUGAGCGGCCUGCCGACACUGCUCACCAAAGUGACCGCCUCCUGCACCUAUGAGGGGGAGAACACGGUGCUCUACCUACAGCUGGCCAGGUUCCUGGUGAAGAUCUACCUGCAGGUUCAGACAUCCCGGGACGCCACAUCGCAAAGGUCUCUUCCUCAGUCUGUUGCCUACCUGACCUCAGCUGACCUGCCCAGGUGUCCAGCCCAGAAGGUAGCUGACUUCCUCCGUCCGGAGUUCUACACCAAGGCCUGGGCACACGUGGCAACCAGGCUCAUCAGGGACUCCGUGCAUCAUUUACAAACUCUGAUGGAGUCCGGCAUGGACAGGCAGGACGCCUGGAACCAAACCACCAUCAUCCAUCUCCAGGCCGCCAAGGCGCACUGCUACUAUAUCUCUGUGAAGAGUUUUGUAGAAGCUCUGGAGAAACUAGAAAAUGAACCAGCAAUUCGGCAGGCACUCAAACGCCUGUGUGACCUCCACGCCUUACAAGGCAUUCUGACCAACACGGGUGACUUCCUCCACGAUGGCUUCCUAUCUGGGGUCCAGGUACACAUGGUGCGAACAGCCUACAUGGACCUGCUCCGUCUCAUUCGGAAGGAUGCCAUCUUGUUAACUGAUGCGUUUGACUUCACGGAUCAGAGUUUAAACUCAGCACUUGGCUGUUACGAUGGAAAUGUCUAUGAACGUUUGUUCCAGUGGGCUCAGAAGUCACCCACCAACACUCAGGGGAACCCUGCCUAUGAGAAAUAUUUAAAGCCACUCUUACAAAGCCAGAAAUCCAAGUUGUGAAGGGAUGGACAGCAUUCAAGAUCCACCACCAUGCGAAGAGGGUACUAAGGCACACAGAUGUAUCAUUCAAAUGUUAAUGUAUGUACUUAAUCUAUUUUUAAGGAGAAUCAUUAUCCUUUAGAGACCAAGUCUGAAGCAGAUGAAAUAUACCGAGAUUUACUUAAGACAAAAUAACCCAUGAGAGGACAAAGGGGAUUGAAAUUGGUCAGUGAAUAUCUGUAUCCACAGUAUUCUUUCUACAACUUUGAAUGCCUAAAUUUUUCCACAACCAAAAGACAAUAAUAUUAUACAUUUGUAGAAUCUA
Messenger RNA from Sorex fumeus (smoky shrew), 2513 nucleotides. RefSeq names its product acyl-CoA oxidase 2 (gene ACOX2). Lineage: Eukaryota; Metazoa; Chordata; Mammalia; Eulipotyphla; Soricidae. Gene Ontology annotation, biological process: very long-chain fatty acid metabolic process; lipid homeostasis; fatty acid beta-oxidation using acyl-CoA oxidase. Gene Ontology annotation, molecular function: FAD binding; fatty acid binding. The transcript is spliced from 15 exons. Gene Ontology annotation, cellular component: peroxisome. Bases 164 to 2209 code for a protein of 681 amino acids. The record is from RefSeq and is a predicted model, not a curated record.